This is a messenger RNA of Canis lupus familiaris (dog), 6570 nucleotides long. RefSeq names its product FOS like 2, AP-1 transcription factor subunit (gene FOSL2). The record is from RefSeq and is a predicted model, not a curated record. Gene Ontology annotation, biological process: regulation of transcription by RNA polymerase II. NCBI's taxonomy places the organism in Eukaryota, Metazoa, Chordata, Mammalia, Carnivora, Canidae. Gene Ontology annotation, molecular function: DNA-binding transcription factor activity, RNA polymerase II-specific; RNA polymerase II cis-regulatory region sequence-specific DNA binding. Gene Ontology annotation, cellular component: nucleus. The transcript has 4 exons. Bases 1485 to 2348 code for a protein of 287 amino acids.
UUGCCUUCCAUGAUGACUCAGAAUCUUUUGUACUUCUCUUAGAAUUCCAGAAUCUGUUGCAUGGGUAACUUCACAGAAUCCCAGAAUUCGUUGCACAGGUGGCUCUCCUCGUGGAAUCUUGGAACUUCUGGUUCUGGAUUGUGCUUUCUUCACUGGGCCCCUUGCCCUGGGGCUCCUGGGCUGGGGGGGGGGGGGCGGUUUGAGAAGUGAGGCAGAGACAUUCAUUCCACCACCCAGAUGGUCAGGCAGCUGGCAGGAGGGGAACGAGCAAGGAAGGGUCCCCAGGUCCCUCAGUUACUGUGAGGUGCUCUAAGCUUCACUCUAUUAACACAACAGGAAUCCAGGUGUCGUCACCAAGGACAGAAACAAUGGUGGCAGCUGGCCUUGCUGUUAAUACUUCUACUCCUGGUUGGGUCUGACCAGGCCAAAAUAGGGGGGAUGCUCUAGCACCCAUGCCAAUGAUGGCAGGAUUUUAUCUGGGGUUGGGCCUAUGAGGCCUUCUGGGUGAGAGGGAUGGUCUGUAGGGGCUCUUGGCAGGGAUGAGCUGAUGCUCUGAGGGCAGUUGGGUUUGGUACCAGUGCCUGGGCCUGGAUUUCGAGGAAGAAGAAAGCCAUGCACAGCAGCUUGUGUUGUACCACGUUUGGGAACCUUGGCCUCUUUAUCAAGCUGCACUGUGUUUGAAUCCUGACCCCCAUGCUUAUGAGCAGGGUGGCCUUGGACAAGCUACUUAAUCUCUCUAUGCCUAAAUUUCUGCCUCUAAAAAGGAGAUAAUGGUAGUUCUUACCUCAGAGUGAGAAGUAAUCAGAUAAUUGAGGUCAAACACUACCACAGUGUCUGUCAUUUAGUAAGUGCUUAGUAAGUGACAUUGACUUUCAUCAUGUCACCCACCCGGUUAGGGAAGAAAGAAUUUGCAGAACCCUUAUGUGGAGACGGGAAUCACCUGAGGGCAAGCACUCCCCGAGGGGAGCUUUCCCCUGAAAAGCUGGAAACCUGAGAGGGAGUGUGUGUGGGGGCAGGGAGGUCCUUCCCUUCUUUGGCUCACUUUCUAGUAGCCUGCCCUGAAAAAAGGCCGAGACCAACUGCUAAGGAGCGUGACCCAUUUUAGUGUUUGUACUCUGUCAUCAUCUUAUAUUUUAAAUAGAAUGCUUCCUGCAGUAUGUUCCGGAGAGUUCUGCAACAUGAUCUGGGCAUAAGUUGAGAGACAGGAGAAAACUCUGAGCUAGCAGCACUGAUGUUUCCCACAGACACAUCUAUGAACACAGAUAUGUAGGUAGAGAGAGCGUGUGUCUACUCUAAGCAACAUGGUGGUCAAGGGCCGGGAGGAGGACAAGGACUUAGAGGGAAAUCUGGCCACAAAUGCUACCACUUUUCAGUCUCAUGAGUUGAAAGGCAGCUUUUUGUGGACCUGGCCUCACCCUGGAUCGGGUCACAGCUCCAUCCUACACCUAUUUGGGAAGUAACAAAAGCAGAAAUUUCGGGUAGAUAUGCCUGGCUCAGGCAGCGCCUUCAUCCCCACCAUCAACGCUAUCACGACCAGCCAGGACCUGCAGUGGAUGGUGCAGCCCACAGUGAUCACCUCCAUGUCCAACCCGUACCCCCGCUCACACCCCUACAGCCCCCUGCCGGGCCUGGCCUCUGUCCCCGGGCACAUGGCACUCCCAAGACCCGGCGUGAUCAAGACCAUUGGCACCACCGUGGGCCGCAGGAGGAGAGAUGAGCAGCUAUCCCCUGAAGAGGAGGAGAAACGUCGAAUCCGGAGGGAGAGGAACAAGCUGGCCGCAGCCAAGUGCCGGAACCGACGGCGGGAGCUGACGGAAAAGCUGCAGGCGGAGACAGAGGAGCUGGAGGAGGAGAAGUCAGGCCUGCAGAAAGAGAUCGCUGAGCUGCAGAAGGAGAAGGAAAAGCUGGAGUUCAUGCUGGUGGCCCAUGGGCCCGUGUGUAAGAUCAGCCCCGAGGAGCGCCGAUCACCCCCUGCCUCUGGGCUGCAGCCCCUGCGUGGUGGGGGCGGUGGAGUGGGUGCCGUGGUGGUGAAACAGGAGCCUCUGGAAGAGGACAGCCCCUCAUCCUCGUCAGCCGGGCUAGACAAGGCCCAGCGCUCUGUCAUCAAGCCCAUUAGCAUUGCUGGGGGCUUCUACGGGGAGGAGCCCCUGCACACCCCCAUCGUGGUGACCUCCACGCCUGCCAUCACUCCGGGCACCUCGAACCUCGUCUUCACCUACCCCAGCGUCUUGGAACAGGAGUCGCCUGCGUCACCCUCCGAGUCCUGCUCCAAGGCUCAUCGCAGAAGCAGUAGCAGUGGGGACCAGUCAUCGGACUCCUUGAACUCCCCCACCCUACUGGCUCUGUAACCCAGCUCCCAGGGGGUCCUCGUCUCUGCCUCCUUCCCAGGGACCAGCACCUUCAAGUGCUCCAGGGCCGUGAGGCCAGGAGGGGGACCCUGCCAGAGAGCUUCCCAGCUUGAGGGAGACCUAGGUGGGUUUGGUGGUGAGGCGCCGGAGGGCUUCAGCAAUCUCUUAGAAGUCACAGGACCUCCUCCCUCGUGCAUCCUGCAAAGCAAAUCCUGUUUCUUGAAAAGCCUUGGAGAACUUGGUUUGGUGGACUCAGGCAUCUCUCCAGCUUCUGAAGAGCCUGCAGCGGGUGUGGACCAAUCCUGUGCCAUUGUUACGCUGCAUCUCUGGAGUGACGGUGUCCUUCCCCACCCUGCCCGGCAUGCUCAGUGCCUUUUGGUUUCACCUUCCCUCUCUUCACCCCUUCCUCCCCCCCAGUGUCAAUUUCACUUCCUCUUGGUUUUUAUCAAAUUUGCCAUGACAUUUCAUCUGGGUGGUCUGAAUAUUAAAGCUCUUCAUUUCUGGAGAUGGGCAGCAGGUGACGGACUCUUCUGCUGGGGCUGACUUGUCCAGAAGGGGACAGUCAAUGUGCAAUACAGAACCUUCCCUCCCUUGACACUCCUCGGUCCACCACCAUCUCCAGGACCACCAGCAGGGCUCCCUGAGCUCUCAAGGAAAUGCUGCCACCGCUGGGAGGCUCCGAGGACCCUUCCUCCCCAUCCUCGGAGACAACUUUUUGGAGGAGCGGCUUGGCCAGAAAACAGGGUGUGAGUGAGACAGCCGGGGCGCAGGUUGGGCUUGCCAAAUGCCUAAUUACCAGGGCAGGAAUAGUGCCAACAAGCCACGCAGGUGUCCUAGGCAGCUUCCCUUACCUGGUGUCUUGAGCAGGACGUCUCCUAUAAUUACUGCCUCGCCAUCCUGCCCCUGGACCCUUCUCUCUAGACCAGGGAGGCGUCCCUCCCUAGGAACCACAUGUCGCUCCAGGUCCCUACUGGCUCUGCCCUACCCCAGCCUGGCUUUCGGGGUGACGCCACCCACGGAGAUUUAAUGAGCGUGGGCCUGGCCCCUCCCCAGAUUGCUGCCAGGUGGCCCUUCCGGAAGCCUCAAAGGCACUUUUGCAGUGGAUGGAAAGGUAGGGGAGGAAGGAGGGAGGCAGAGUGGGAUUUGCCUCUCAGUGAGAUGCCAGGCCUUUUCUACCUUCUGUGGUCCCCUACAAUCUGAUGGAGUGCUUUCUUUUUUAUAUACUCCGUCCCCCACAGUGCUCUGCAGGUCCGGCCAGCCAGCUGUGAACCGCUGGCCCAGAGCUGUUGCUAAGGCUUGGGGCUUACAUGCCAUUCCUGGGGGCUGCUGAAAUCAGAUAAGAUGUAUUGCUUCCCACUGCUGGAGAGGUGCCCCCUUCCUGUGGGGUGGGGAGUGGGGAGUCCCCGACCUCCUGCAAGAGCACAGCUCAGCAUGGUCCCUGCUUCCCACCCCUCUGAGCCUUUCCCUCCUGAGGGCAUAGCUCUGGCUGACCCUCUAGGAUUGGCCUCUGCUGGGCUAGUGCCCUGGGGGAGACCCCGCUGUUGUGAUUCAGCUCUAGAGAUCAUUGUAUGAUAAUUUAAAAUUAUAUAGAUAUUAUUUAAAUCAAACCCAGUGGGGGUUAAAUUUCAAAGUUCGUCUGGGGGAGGGGAGAGAGAAAGAGAUUGAGAGAGCGCUGUGACGCGUUAGCAGGCCUCAGAGCUGGUCCUUCCUGCCCAUCCCCUCUCCAUGCACUAGAAUGGAACACGGAAUGGAGCAGCAGAUGCUCCAGAUAUACAGCCCGCUAUGACCUGAAGGGAUGCUUGGAAGGUUAGGCCAUGCAGAGAGUGGAGAUUUAAAAAAAAAAAAAAAAAGGAUUUUGUCCAAAAAUCCCUUAAAAAUGUUAUUUCCCACAUUCCUUGGCUAUGAGGCUGCCCUCCAGGUUUCCCAGAGGUUCUGGGAGGGGCACUCCUUAUUAGAUUGGGCAAUUGAGUUUCUGGCAUCUUUGAUUAAUUGAAGACACAGAAGUCAGCCAGGAAUAGCAGGAGGUGGGCAAAGAAAACCGGGGUGUGCUCAGCUCUGAAAGGCUUAAUCAUCUCAAGAGGUAUUUGUGGCCAAUUGCGAGCUAUUUGCUUCUUUUCUGCAUAUAUAUACAUAUAUAUUUGCAUAUAUAUGUAUACAUAUUUCUUAAAUGAAGCUGCUUUGGUGUUUUAUUUCUAAAAGACCCUUUGUGUCCCACUUUGCACAGCACUGAUCCCAAGGCAGGACACAGUCUGUGACUCGGGGCCAGGCUGGACAUUCCUGAGACAGUUUGGCUGUUGUUCAGAUUUCAAGCUGUGUUGGCUUUGGGACCAGCAGAAGGCCAAAAUCUACCAAUCCAUAGGCCUUUAGAAGCCUCUAAGCUGUCCCCUUCAGGACUCUCUGGCUUUGUUCUAGGAGGUAGUGUUUGGCUUCCCCAAAGCCAGAGGUUAUUUGGGGAAGGCUGAAUAUUCACCCUUAACUCAUGAGCACGUCUUUCUUUUCUUCUUCUGGCUUGUUCUCUGAGUUCAUGCACACACACCAUUGUUCAGAAUUACCAGACGCCAGGCCUGCUGCUUUCUCCUCCGUGGCUCCAACUAAAGGAACAGCUGCAGUGGGGGUGCCUUUGUGCUUGGGCUGGAAACUGCUGUGCUUCUCCUGUGUUCCCAGCCGUGAGGCAGCUGGUGUGAACUCCAGUUGGGCUGCAGGCAGCUCUGGGACGGCAUAGGGCAGGCACUCCUUGACAAGCUAGUAUGCACCACACAGUCCUCUCUGCCACCUGGCUGGCCUCUCUGGGAUCAGUCCUCUUCCUGGCUGAGUGGUUGGGGACAGCUGCUGACACAGGAAAGAGAGGAGAUCCCAGGUGAAGCUUAGGCAACUGCUGGAGCCAGCUGUAAGCAGAGAAUUCACGGGGGGAGUUUUCAGAAAGAAAUCAUUGUUCUGCCUGUGAGAAAGGCCAGGUGUGUCCACCAUGGCCAGUCAAACAAACAACUCAGCCAAGAGCCAUCAGAGGCUACUGCUUCCUUUUUCUCAGGCUUUGGGGAAGAGUCUCUGCUCUGCUCCCACUUGGCUCUGAGUCGAAGGGAGGGCUCAACCCAUAAGCAUUGGAACUUCUCUCCCCUUACCUUGAUGGACCAGCAGUGCUUCUGCAAUCUCACCAUUUCUCUUUCCGGUCGGUCUCCUUCUGGAUCAGAUAUCACAUGGCCCCUUUAAGAAGGAAAGGAAUAAGCACCUACUCUGUGCCAGGCACUGUGUUAGGCACUUUUUGUAAAUAUACCCUCUUUAGGAUAAGACUAAGGGAUGAGGGUAUCCCCUAUUUAAGGCCCCCAAGUAAUGGAUGAAUGAAAACACUUGGAGGUGAAAAGGUCUUUCUUCAAAGAUCUGAGGCAAGAUUGCCUUCAAUCUGAGGUUGGUUCUCAAAGACACCCCCCUCCCCAUAUCCUCCCGCCUCCAGACUUCUGUUCCCUCUCCCUCGUGAUGUGCUCCUUUGCACUCCUCAGAUGGUUGGAGGGGUAAUCUGAGUCCUUAUAGAAUUUGUGGACCAAUAGGAUAUGUGACGUGUGUAACUUUCUUUUUAAAACUUAAGUAAAGGGGUCUUGCUACUUUCUGCUUGUUGAGUCUUCUUGGCAUUCAUCUUAAAAGCCAGCAUCUCACUAUUUAUUGACAGGUUGGAUGUGUGCGUGCGUGUGUGUGUAUGUGUGUGUACAUUUCCAGGUGUGCCUCUUGCUACUUUUAAAAAUUCAGUCAUCCCACUACUAAUUUGACAUCUUUUCAUGCUUCUAGUGUUUUGGCCAUACAUCAACAGAGGGCUUUCAUUUUCCAAUGCUGAUGUGUUCAGGAAAGGCUGGGUCAAAUUUUGAGUGGGGGAUAGGAAGGGGAGGGGGAGAAGAAAUUGACAUUUAUUUUAUUAUUUAUUUAAAAUGUUUACAUCUUUGUGUUGUACCAAGCCUGAUGAGAAACAGCAUUAAAAUACUCGGUUCCUCUCUCCCUCUCUUUCUUCAUUUUUUUAAAAAAAAAUUAGGCUAAUGAUGCUUUUUUUGUUUCUAAAAUGAUUUGUGACAUGUGCUGUAUAAACUGUAUAAAAUGGUUCUGUUUUUAAAGAUGGAUUGUCAUUCCUCUGGGGACAGUGGUCACCAAAAAGUCUACAUUGUAAGAGAAUACAAGGAAAGAUCCUGCCCUGUUCCUCAAAAAUUAUUUUCUCUGUAUGAUUAAAAGUUUAUUCCAUUUA